AUGUCUGGUGAUAAGAAGGACUUUAUGUCUCUUUUUGAUUCAAUUGAUAAGGUUAAUUUUGAUCAAGAUACAGAAGGGUUUUCUGUAGAAAAUAUCCAGGAUGAAAAGACAGUUCUUGAGUUUUUAGAUAGUAUAUCAAGGCAAAAACCUGUUUAUAAAUAUGAGGAGAAUAAGGUAGAAGAAGAAGCAGCAGAAAAAGAAGCAGAAAAAACCGUUUUAAUAAAGGAAAACUAUGUUGAAAAUGGUCCAAUUGAUGAUACAGAAAAAACACCAAGAAACUCUAAAGAAACAUGGUUUAAUGGGCUUCUAAAUAAUGCCUCAUUUUUUGUUAAACAGGCAGAAGAAAAGGUUAAGCAAUUUCAGCAAUCAGAAGGAAAAAAGAUUCAAAAACGAGUGACUCAAUUUAUAGAUAUUGAUACACUCGGAAAACUUGGUAUAGAGAUGGACUAUGUUAAAAAAAACUCAUAUAUGGACUUAGGAGAACAUAUAAAAUCAUAUUCUAUAUCAUCUUUAUCAUCAACAUUUAAUUCAGUAUUAAAUGUAGUAGCACCACCUAUUUCAUUACAUGAAAUUCUAGAAAUAGAGAUAUAUCAUGAUCUAACAUUUUUUAAGAAGAUAGAAGAUGUGGUAUAUUCAGUAUUUGAUGAGGUUAUGUCACAGAUAGAAAAUGAAGAUGUUAUUGUACAAAAGGGAAAAAAGGAUUCUAUGCUUGUAGAAGCAUCUGGGGAGUUUUGUAUAAGUGAAGGGAUUGAGGAGGCAAUAAAAUUAGCAAAGAAUCGUAUUGAACCAUUUCUGGGGUCAAAGAAAAGGAAAAUAGGAUUUUCUGAAUCAUUAACAGUGUAUAUGUCAUGUAUUUAUUUAUCAAUUCAGGCAUAUUCAUUUGAUUUACAAGAUACGAUAUUAAAUGAAGCAAAAGAUAUAAAUAAAAAUGAAAGAAUGCUUUGUUUUGUGGUACAUUUAAAUGAUCCUCAGAGAAAAAUUGAGUUUUCAGUUCAUAGUCAAGCAUUGCCAGUUGAAUGGAUUAAUAAAAUAAAUAGUAAAGAUUCAGAAUUAUUGGAUGAUUAUUUGGAUCAGAUAAAUGAAUGGGUUGAAAAAACGUUACGACUCUGUAUCGGAAUUGUUGCGCAAUCUUAUAUAGAAAAACGUAAUAGUAAAAAUGAAGUGCUUGAAGAUAAAUGUUUGCCGGCAAAUGUUUCUUAA
Pneumocystis carinii B80 is the source of this 1200-nucleotide messenger RNA. RefSeq lists its product as hypothetical. The transcript has 4 exons. Bases 1 to 1200 code for a protein of 399 amino acids. NCBI's taxonomy places the organism in Eukaryota, Fungi, Ascomycota, Pneumocystomycetes, Pneumocystales, Pneumocystaceae. The record is from RefSeq and is a predicted model, not a curated record.